UAAAAAAAAUGUCUUGUUCAGAAGCUGAAGUUGAUAUUAAUGUUGUUUCUAGUCCUGAACCAAGUCCUUUAGGUUGUGAUAAUGGAAUUAAUUCCCCGGAUAGUCCUAUAUCAAUGCAGGUAUCAGCAUUAGCUCGUUCAUCUGAAGUGAUUCCUUCAAAUGCAAUGAUAGUUACAACAAAUUCAUUGAGUAGAACUCAUCCGGUAACUGCUGUUGCAACUGCUGCUCUAUUACAACAAUCAGCAGCUGCACAUCAUUUACAUCAUAUUAAUUUAACUCAUUCAGCAGCAGCAAUGUUACAUCAUCAGCAUCAACAACAACAGCAACAUCAUCAACAUCAAAAUCAACAACAAAAUAAUUUAGUUAAUAAUUUAAAUAAUAAUAAUAAUAGUAAUAAUAAUUUUAAUCAUAAUAGUCCUGAAUCAAGAUUAAGUCCUCAAAAAACGCCUCCUCCAAAAAUAAUUUUACCUAAUAGUAGUAAUAAUAAUAAUAAUAAUAAUAGUAUUAUAACAAAUAAUAAUAAUAGUAAUAACAAUAUUAGUAAUAAUAAUUUAAAUGAAAAUUCAUUAACUAGUCCUACUGAUAUUAACAAUAGAAACAUUAAUAAUAAUAAUAACAAUAGUAAUAAUAGUAAUUUAAAUAAUAAUUUUAAUAAUUGUAACAAUAAUCAAAAUAGUAAUGCAACUAAUGGUACUAAUAAUAAUAGUAAUAGCAAUAAUAAUAACAAUAAUAUAAGUACUAGUAAAACAUCGACAGCAAAUGGUUAUACUAGUUUUUCAAUAUCAAGUAUUUUAAGUCGUACGGAACCAUCAAAAAUCAAAAAUGCUACCUCUUUAAUUACACCUAUGUCACAAAUAUCUGGCAGUGUAGGAGCACCUGGAUCGCACGAUGCUGCUAUGUUAUCAAGAUUGGGUUUCAUAUCACAAUGGGGUGCGUUGGCUGGACGUUAUGCUGCCUUAUGCCCUCCUGGAUGGCCAUGGGCGUCACAAAGAAUGUCAUUUCAUAGCCCUACGCAUGACAGUUCUUCAACAAAUACUAAUGAAAAUCCUUCACCAUCAUUAAGUCCACCACCAUCAUCAAAUCAUAAUAAUAAAUCACCAUCACCAACAAGUCAUCAUCAUCAUUUACAUCAUAAUAGUUCAACAUAUGUACAAAGUUCAAAUGAAUCAGAUGACGAUAGUCAAGAAAUUAUUGAAGAAGAUGAUGAUAAUAAUGAAGAAGGUGGUGGUCCAUCAGAAAGUUCAUCAUCUCAUGGUGAUGGUAGUCAAACAAAACGAAAAAAGAAAACUCGUACUGUAUUUUCUAGAGCACAAGUAUUUCAAUUAGAAUCUACAUUUGAUUUAAAACGUUAUCUUAGUUCAUCGGAACGUGCUGGUUUAGCAGCAUCAUUACGUUUAACAGAAACUCAAGUAAAAAUAUGGUUUCAAAAUCGUCGUAAUAAAUGGAAACGUCAGUUAGCUGCUGAAUUAGAAGCAGCAAAUAUGGCAAAUAUGGCACAUGCUGCUCAACGUUUAGUACGAGUACCAGUUUUAUAUCAUGAAGGUGCAGCAACUGGUUUUGUACCACCUCCACCACCACCACAUCAUCCACAUACAUCUGCUUUAUAUUAUCAAAGAGGAAGUCCUCCAAGGCCAUUGUCAUCGUUAGUAUAGGAUAGACUUAAUAAUUCAAAUGACAGUAUUAAUAAUGGCGAAUUAGGUAGACAAAUAUUUACAAAAUGUCAAAAUGUGUAUAAUGCUAUUAACGAUGAAAAAAAUCAUUAUCAAAUGAAAACAACAAACAUUGGAAAUUGUGAUGGUGAUCAAGAAAAUAUUGCUGAAGAAAUACCAAAUAAUAAUAAUAAUAAUAAUAAUGAGACUAGCAAUGAAAAUAAAAUAUUGUAGUAUUAGUAUAGCCAAAUAAUAGUGUAUUUUUAAGCUUUAUCCAAAAAUAUUUUACCAAUUAAAUUAAAUUAGACUCAUGUGCACUGAAUUAAAUUUCAGGAAAAACAAAAACAAUAGACUGUGAAGAAUACACAACUCUUAUAAUUUUUAAACUCUUAAAAAUUUCUUGAAUUUUCGAUUCUAAUAAUUUUUGUAUCAAUUCUACUAAUUGGAUCAUAUCUGAAUGAAAUUUAUUUUGGGUCAUUGUUUGUAAAUUAGACGAGAACAAUUUUUAUUGACAUCAUAUUUCAAUUUGAUUUGAACAAGAAGUCAAUGAGGAACUAAAUCACCAUCUUAAAAAUACUUUAAAUAAUAUAAGAAAUUACAAAGUAUCGUGAUUUGUUGUAAAGUGAAUGAGCGACUUUACUGGUUUCAUAAAUAAUUUUUGAUUUGAAAGAAAAUUUGAGGUUUUGCAAAAUUCCAGCUCGAAAGAAAGGUGAAAAAGUGUGAUCUUCCCAUUGUAAAAAGAAAUUAAUUAAAAAUUUAUGAAUUAAUGAAUCUUUCAUGAAAUUAAUAACCUGAUCUGUAGAAAAAAAAAGGUGAAAUGUAGGUCUAAGUUUAUUUAAUUUUGGAAUAAACCUUAAGUUUGAUCUACCUCUUGAAUUCUAUUUAUAAGAUGACAUAAAUUCAACUACAUCCUCGGUUCUAACUCGGUUAUUAACUUGGCAACAAUAUUAAUUGUAUUGAUAUUGCUAAUCACUAAUGUUUUCCUUUGUAUUGUGUAUAUAGUGUGUAUCACAUAACUGUAUCAAUGCUACUUAAUAAAUUAACAAUAAAAUAUAUAAUAUCAAAUUUUACCCUAUUGUAUAUAGGUAAUUUUUAAUAAACUGUAAAUAUAUUAAGUUAAUUUGAAAAUCAAAAUAAAUUUAAUAAAAAAAAAAUAAUGUUAUAAAAAUAUUUUAUAUAAAUUAAAGCGAGUAUAAUUUUUUAAAUUUAAAAAUUUCAUCAUUUUAAAUAAAAUUUCAGAAUUACAAAUAAUUAAUAAAAAAAAUAGUUUGUCCGUGUAGGAGAAGUGCAAUAUAACUUAUUUUAGCGAAAUUUCUGUCAGUCUGUCUAUUUAUUAAUGUGGCGAUUUAUUGAUUUCUUGGUCCUUGAGUUCUUAUAUCAACAAUUCAACUUAACCAAUUUUGAUGUAAAUUUAUAUUUGAGUAUGAGAAGAAUUUUUUUUAGAAACUUAUUUAAAAUUUUGGAUACUUUGGCUCUGUCCAAUUAUAGCGCUAAUUAAGAAAAUUUUUUCCAAAAUU
This is a messenger RNA of Condylostylus longicornis, 3166 nucleotides long. It is a transcript of the gene Hmx, whose product is annotated as homeobox protein Hmx. Gene Ontology annotation, molecular function: DNA-binding transcription factor activity, RNA polymerase II-specific; RNA polymerase II transcription regulatory region sequence-specific DNA binding. The record is from RefSeq and is a predicted model, not a curated record. Gene Ontology annotation, biological process: regulation of transcription by RNA polymerase II. The transcript has 3 exons. NCBI's taxonomy places the organism in Eukaryota, Metazoa, Arthropoda, Insecta, Diptera, Dolichopodidae. Gene Ontology annotation, cellular component: nucleus. The coding region runs from base 9 to 1652 and encodes 547 amino acids.